AUUAUAUCAUUGGUCGAGGUAGUCUGACGCUGAUUAUCUCAAUAACAUCUCUUAUGCCUGUGCAAAUAAAGACCAUAUUACGUAUUACUGCCAGCAUAAUAAACUUGUAGCAGCGUUCCUUUGUCAGAUGCAACGGUUUGACAGUUGGAUGUAACCGUAUGAAAUCAUUGUGAUUUCGGCAAGCGUGCGUAAUGAUCGAAGGGAAAUAAUUGGGGAUGUUGUGUAAAUAAAGUAAUUGUUUGAUAAAUUGGCGGUAGUGAUGCUAUCGUGUUGAAUGACGUCACAGAAACACCAGUAGAGCGAACUUCCUGGGUCUCUUGUUACUUCGUUGGCAGUAUUCGUGCAACAUACACGCGUCGCGAUGUGUGCUUACAUAGUAUUUUUAGUGUUUACCAUUUUUGUGACUGAUUGUACGGGCUUGACUCCGCAAUGUAGGAAUGAAAAGGGAGAGCCAGUGGAUUGGUUUUACGUGUACAAGUUGCCGAGGGAGAAAAACCAUUUGAAUCCCUUAGUUCGGCGUGGGGUUGCGUAUAUGCACCUAACGCCUUCGAAACUAAGAGGAGGAUGGAUUAUGUCGGACUUGGCCAUCAGUGACCCACGGUCGAUGGUGGGAAAGACCUUAUCGCCACUAUAUCAGCAGGAUAGAAACAUAAUUUCUCUCAUAUACAACGACCAACCGCCAGCUACGGAAAAUCAACCUGAUAUUCUCCAGUCCGUUGCGGAUAUGUACUCAAAAAGUAAAAGAGGUCAAAUGAAGCAAGCAGGAGUGAAGAAAUAUAAGAAGUUCAAACUAGGUGACAAAUACUAUGACGAUUAUGACUUGGCUGAAAUGUGCAAAAUGCACUCUAAAUUUAUGAAGACUAGAGUCGAAAGUGGACAUACCAAAGGAGUUAUAUUGGGGGACAAGUUUACUUCUCUGUGGCUUGUGCAUUCCGUGCCAAGAUUCCCGCCGCUGCCAGAUAUAAUGAACGGCCUAAACGUCUCCGGUUACGACUACCCGUCCACUGGCAUGAAAUACGGCCAGUCUUUCCUCUGCGUGUCGGUCCAGACUUCCACAUUGAACCAGAUAGCUACCCAACUGAAGUACAAUGAACCCCUUCUAGUCUACACCCACAUACCCCAGGAGUUUGAAACUGAAUUGCCGAACUUAGUCGAUGUAGUCCGAAACAAGACGAUCGACGCCUCGCCGUGGUACCACAUAGAGAGUUUCGAAACCCUGGUCGGUCGAAAGUUCCUGUCGUUUGCGAAGAGUGCAAUGUUCAAUGAUGACUUGUACAGCGGAUUGGUAGCUGAAGUGCUGCAGUCGGAUCUACUCGUUGAAUCCUGGACUAAUGGACCCGGCACGCUAGAUUCGGAGUGCAGUCGGAAUUUCCAAGUAAGAAACAUAGAACGGCUCAAGUUCCCCAUAGCCAAGAUGUCGUUCACUUCACACAAUGACCACUCGAAGUGGGCAGUGGCUGUAGCACAUAAGAUGCACAACAGUCAAGAUACCAAAGUCGCAGAUUACUGGGUUUGCGUCGGAGAUAUUAAUAGAGCGUUACCACAAGAGUCGCGGGGCGGCGGCACGGUGUGUACAUCAGGCCCCAUACUUUGGGGAAACUUCGCUCAUCUCAUAGAAUCUGUACAGACGUGUAACUAAAAUAAGUUUACUAUUACUAAAAGGAGUAACUUUAAAAAAAUUGUGCGCCGGACGCACGUAACAUGAUCUACAUACUUGGGUUUGUAACUUGCAUGUUUGUUUAUAACAAACCUAUGUGUAAAUAUUAAGAAAGCUGCCAGAAUAAAGUUAAGUGUACUUAAUAGAUUAUAAAUGUUUAUUAGACUCGAGUAGUGUGUGACAGUUUUUGAGAAUGCUUGAGCGUUGUGUCCAUGGUACAGUCAACUUCAGGUCAGUGGUAACAGUUUUAUAGGAAAAUCGUACUUAUUACUAUUGAGUUAAGGUGCAUGACAGUUACCACUAAUGUGCAGUUUACUGUACCAACCAAUCCAAACGUAUAUAGGUUGGCUAGACUUAUUUAGACGAUAUUACUUGUAGAAUUGUCCAUAGAGGGAGAAAUUUAAUUUUAUCGCAGAAUUGUUUUGCCACCAUUACUGUAAACAUUGUCUCGCCCUAGAGUCAGAUUUGACGUUGGCGCCCCUUUAAAAAGAAGUAGAAAGAAGUUUAUUAUAAGUAAUGAUUACUUGUGAUGGUUAAGAGGUAAGAAUUCUGGCCACAGUGCAGUAUUCCAUGAAUAGAAUAAGUAGUUAAGUAUAUCAACAUGUGAACCUUUCAAACAUUCCUAAAACACACAACUUGAAAACAAAUACGUAAGAUAAAACGCAAAUAAAAUAUAGUUUUAGUACAAAAGGUGUGUGUUAUGAUCUGUGAUCAUAGGAUACGAUUGUGUCAUUUUAGUAGUAAGAUAGUUCUUUGAAAAUGUGACGUAUGCUUCGUGCAAUAAGGCUUAUUGGACCUUUGUUCCUAAAGAUUAAAAAAAUAUUAGCUGAAUUAAAAAAAUAAUAAUUUGUUUGGAACAAUGGUGCAAGUGGACCUAAAAUUAUGAUCAAGAAUCUGUGUUUUUUAAAUAUCGAAUACUUACGACUAGAUACUAGUUUCCUUAAUUAGCAUUGGUUGUUGAUCUUUUAACGCCUUAUUUGAUACAUUAAUAUGUUUCUAAAAUAAUGUGGUUUUAAGAAUCUGAAGCUAUAAGUUGUUAGGCUAAUUUUGUAAUAAAACAAAUUACU
This is a messenger RNA of Helicoverpa zea (corn earworm), 2724 nucleotides long. It is a transcript of the gene DNaseII, whose product is annotated as deoxyribonuclease-2-alpha. Gene Ontology annotation, biological process: apoptotic DNA fragmentation. The transcript has 8 exons. The record is from RefSeq and is a predicted model, not a curated record. Bases 362 to 1639 code for a protein of 425 amino acids. Lineage: Eukaryota; Metazoa; Arthropoda; Insecta; Lepidoptera; Noctuidae. Gene Ontology annotation, molecular function: deoxyribonuclease II activity.